AUGGUGGAAGGUGCCUCUUCCUUCUUCUCGCUGAGAAGGCGACGAUUAUUGAUUUCCUCCAAGAACAACAAAGAUCGCGACGACGAUGACUUUGUCUUGUUUGCUUCUACGGUGGCACAAGACCGCAACAAGACCGAAGCAUUGGUCGACGAUCCAUCGUCUUCCGCACAACAAGGUCACUUGCCUGCAGUAUCCAAAAAAGAAAAGCUCCUGGAUAUCAGUGUCAUUGUGGUUUGGUGCGCUGUGGUCCUGUUCACGCUGUGUUACCUACGAAGCGAACAGCAACGACGAAGACGCAUCCUCCGACGACAACGACAAGAACGGUUGGAACAAUUCUCGCCAGCGAAACAAGCCACGAGAAGACUCGAGUUGACUCACAUUCUCAAAGCCACCACCAUGAUUGUGGGGACCAAGGAUUUGAUCUAUCAUCAUCAUGGCAAUACUCCACAGCAAGCAGAAGAAGAAAAAGAAGGGAAAAAAGACAGUGGUGACAACAAUGGUCAAAGAGGAGGAGAAGACUGUAUUUCGGAUGAUUUGGUGGACAAAAAGGCAGAGAGACUCUCCACCACGAAUGGGAAAUCCAUGAUAGCUUUCAAUCAUUCUGAAGAUGACGCUGACCUUGAGAAUGGGGAAAUAGAGCACUUGUUCCAGUCUCACGACCUAUCUUGCUCUUCUUGGAAAAGUAGUGAAGACAGUGGAGAUGAUGAGGUGCUCUGGACCUUGAAGCUUCCAAUGAUGACAUCAUCAUCUACGGGUGCAUGUAGUAGUAGGAGUCCAGUUGAAGGAGCAGUUCCAGCCACCUGCAUCAUUUGUUUGAAGCGAUAUAGAGUCAAUGAUCUUGUUUCUUGGUCACCUACUAACAAUCGUCAUGCAUCAUCACCAAUCAGCAGCACCAAACCAAAGAUGUCAUGCCCGCAUGCUUUUCAUCAGCAGUGCAUCGUUGCAUGGCUGGCCAAACUACCCAAUUGCAAUUGCCCAGUCUGUCGCAAUGUGUUUUGUCAACCUCCAUCCAACAAGAAGCAGAACAAGACAAGAAGCUCUUCCAACAACAUGGCCACCAUGUCGUCUUGA
This is a messenger RNA of Seminavis robusta, 1071 nucleotides long. The record is from the annotation of a GenBank genome assembly. NCBI's taxonomy places the organism in Eukaryota, Bacillariophyta, Bacillariophyceae, Naviculales, Naviculaceae.